CGAUUUUGACCUUGUUCUUUUCCUCUCCUGACAGCGUUUCAGACACUGCCGCUGCCCACAGCGAGUAGGGCUUGUGCCGAGAGGAGGAGGGGAUCUCUGCAAGGCAGGUGAGGCUGAGUAGUGAAGAGCAGCAUGGACCUGGAUAUGCUGAACAUGUUUGUCAUCGCUGGUGGCACCCUGGCUAUCCCCAUCCUGGCCUUUGUGGCCUCGUUCCUCCUCUGGCCCUCGGCGCUGAUUCGCAUCUACUACUGGUACUGGCGCCGAGCCCUGGGCAUGCAGGUCAGAUACGCAACCUACGAUGAUUAUCAGUUCUGUUAUUCCUACAGAGGAAGGCCUGGGUACCGACCAUCCAUCCUGAUGUUACAUGGCUUCUCUGCCCACAAGGACAUGUGGCUCUCCAUAGUCAAGUUUCUGCCAAAGAACCUGCACUUGGUAUGUGUGGACAUGCCUGGGCACGAGGGUACGACUCGCUCGGACUUGGAUGAUUACUCCAUUAGUGGGCAAGCUAAGAGAAUACACCAGUUCGUGGAGUGCAUCAAGCUGAACAGAAAGCCCUUUCAUCUGGUUGGCACUUCCAUGGGGGGAAAUGUUGCUGGUGUCUAUGCUGCUCAGUACCCAGAAGAUAUUUGCAGCCUGACCCUCAUCUGUCCUGCAGGCCUGCCAAGUACCACUGACAGCAAGUUCAUCAAGCAGCUGCGGGAGCUGCAGGAGUCCAAGCGCAUUGACAGGAUCCCUUUGAUCCCCUCCACCCCUGAGGAGAUGGCAGACAUGCUGAAGCUUUGCUCCUAUGUUCGCUUCAAGGUGCCGCAGCAGAUCCUCCAGGGCCUCGUCGACGUUCGCAUCCCACACAAUGAAUUCUACCGGAAACUGUUUUUAGAAAUCGUGGAUGAAAAGUCCAGGCACUCCCUCCAUGAGAACAUGAGCAAGAUCAAAGCACCGACACAGGUCAUCUGGGGAAAGCAGGACCAGGUGCUGGAUGUUUCUGGUGCCAGUGUUCUGGCAGGGGCCAUCCCAGACUGCCACGUGUACAUCCUGGAGAACUGCGGCCACUCGGUGGUGGUGGAGCGGCCCCGCAAGACAGCCAACCUCAUCCUGGAGUUCCUGGCACUGCUGCACAGCAUAGACAACAACAAGAAGCAGGCCUGAGCGUGGCAGGGAGCCGCGUGCCCACGCCAGGUUCACUUGUAAAGUACUGCAGCUUUGAUACGUUCUCAGGGAUCUUGUACGAACCGGGGUCCAUGUGCCAAAGUCCCUGAGGAAGGCAGAAUCACUGAUCCCCAAACCUAUAGCACCACUGGCACAGCAACCUGGGCUCAUUGAGCAACCUCCAUAGAUGCAGGAACAGAAGCAGAGUAUCUCCCUUUUCUACUUAGAGGUAAGGUAGAAAUGAGCUGAAAUCACCCAGUGCUCAUCACACGGCCACCCAUCUUACCUGGGUUACCAGCACGUAGUUGUUCAUGACAUUUACCUAAACUAGAUAUGAAAUGUAGGAAGAUAUCUGGAAUCCUGGACUGAGACUGAGACUUAACAAUAUUUUGACUACUUAGAGUCCAUCGUGUUGCAUGCUGCUGUGCUGUAAGAGAACCCCCAAGUGCUCCAGGCGUCUGCUUGAGUGCCCUUUGUGUAGCUCCUGAUCUCAUGAUUUAUCCAGAAAACAACAGAAAACUUCAUGUGUGGAAGUCCAAUGACUGUAUGUGCAAAAAUGUUUACACUCUGAGUGGGUUUUUCUAAAUCUCUGAAUAGCUCCUGUGUAUUUGUAAUGCCUUAACGUUGCCCAGGGCGUGGUGUCUGUGCACAGCCCACCUUGCCCAGGGCUGGUUCUACCUGAGGGUGGGCACAGCCAGUGACCACGGGGUGCAGGCAGCAGCUGUGGCACUGCUGUGGGGCUGGGGCACUGGGAGCUGCCCUGAGCCCGAGUCAGCAAUAAACCCAUGGCCAGGGUGGGAUCCAGCCCCCCAGGGUGAACUCUUGUCUCAGCUCCUCUAUCGCACCGUGCUGCUGAACACCUGGAUGUAAAUAAUGACUUUCUUAAUGAAUUCUGUGAAUUCUGCAAAAGCCAAUGCCACUGGAACAGGCUGAGGGGUGGGAGGGGGCUGUGUGUGCCCAGCACAGGGAAUGGUGAGGAGGGGUCAGCUCGCCCACGAGGUGCUGGGCCGUGGUGGGGAAAGGUACAAUGUGCUUCUGCAGCUGCUCCAUGAGCACAGCUCCUGAGCAAGGGAAGCUGUGGGUGGGAACAGGCAGUACAGGCAAGCUGCACUUUACAGGCUGCAAGGUGAUGUUCAGGGA
Messenger RNA from Melozone crissalis (California towhee), 2286 nucleotides. It is a transcript of the gene ABHD6, whose product is annotated as abhydrolase domain containing 6, acylglycerol lipase. The coding region runs from base 133 to 1146 and encodes 337 amino acids. The transcript is spliced from 9 exons. Lineage: Eukaryota; Metazoa; Chordata; Aves; Passeriformes; Passerellidae. The record is from RefSeq and is a predicted model, not a curated record.